CAACGUGUCAUGGGCGGCAUUGGAGGUGGGCUGGGGCUGACGGGCAAAACGGCGCUGGUCGUUGGCCUGGCAAACAAGAACUCGCUGGCUUUUGCAAUUGCGUCGGCGCUGCAGUCGAAUGGUUGCAAUGUUGGCCUCGUUUCAGCUCCGGCCUCGUACGAACGUGCGAAACCUAGCUUGGCGUUGUUGCCUGCUGCGCCACUCUUCCACGUUCCAUGCGACGUGACGAGAUGUGAAGACUUGUUGGCCCUGCGCGAGAUCACGAAAGCAGUUCGACUGGACUGCCUCGUGCAUUCGGUGGCGUAUGCAUCACCUGCAGCGCUUACCCAACCCUUCCUUGCAACACCAACCGCCGAUUUCCUCCAUUGCGUGCAUGUCAGCACCAUCUCGCUGAUCUCUCUACUCCAGCACGUUAAAAUUCAGAGCGGUGGAAGUGUUGUGGCGCUUUCCUACCUCGGUGCGGAGAAAGCAGUUCCAAACUACAAUUGCAUGGGACCUGCCAAGGCAGCUCUCGAAGCGGCCUGCCGCGCCCUUGCAGUGGAAUUGGGGGAGUCCCAAAUCCGCGUGAAUGCAGUCAGCGCUGGCCCCAUCAACACGCUGUCUGCCCGUGGCAUCCCAGGGAUGUCCAAAAUGAGGCAGGUCGUUUCAGAGACGUCUCCUCUACGCCGCAACGUCACGCCGCAAGAAGUUGCGAACACCACCGCGUUUCUGUGCGGCGAUUUGUCCAGCGGCAUUACAGGGCAAACCAUCUAUGUCGAUGCGGGCGUGAGCUCGGUGGCCAUGGUCGGCAUCAUAUCCGAGUGAACGUUUGGUCCACCGGGCACACACGUUCACGAUGGAUUUUCAAGUCAAGGCUGCUCCGCGCUGCCAUGCAGACGAUCGGGGAAGCUAAUCGUCAAUAAAUGCGUUGAUACGAACGGCGUCGACUCACACGUCCAGCAAAAAAGCCAACGGCAGCUGCAACCAUGCCAGCCAUCGCAAGCGCUGUCCAACUUGACUGCACUUGAAGCGGUCGGGACGACAUUGCCGGGAGCGACGUUGACGACGAGAGCUUCACAGUGACGUCGGUGGUCGAGUCCCUCACGUCAUUGCCGCCAUGCAGCGGUCGGAGGCCGUAGAGCGACCCCCCGUACACCGCAGUUUCACUCCACACCAUGUCUUCCAUCGUCACGUCUGGCACAGCAUAGACGCAGUCGCUUUCGAUGCCCAGGUUGUUGACCCCUCGAACGAUGCGGAAGAAGCCAUUUUCGCCCCAAUACCUACAACUGCGUCAGACGUACACCGACGGGAAGACCAUCGGCUGGCGUACGAGCCCCACGAGUUGCGCACGUGCCAAAACUUGGUGCCGUCGUCGGCGACGCCCCACCCGACAAUCUCAACGUCGUGGUCCAAGUCGACUGCAUUCGACCGAUCGAUGUAAAUGCCCGCUGUGUAGUUCUCCAUAAAGUCGAUGGCGGCAGCGAUGCCGCACGUAAUGGGUCCGUUCAACAGCUCUGCCA
Molecule: messenger RNA, 1499 nt
Organism: Aphanomyces invadans
Lineage: Eukaryota; Oomycota; Saprolegniomycetes; Saprolegniales; Verrucalvaceae
Exons: 2
Coding region: 10-804 (264 amino acids)
Biological process (GO): fatty acid biosynthetic process
Molecular function (GO): enoyl-[acyl-carrier-protein] reductase (NADH) activity
Source: RefSeq, a predicted model, not a curated record